Molecule: messenger RNA, 654 nt
Organism: Carcharodon carcharias (great white shark)
Lineage: Eukaryota; Metazoa; Chordata; Chondrichthyes; Lamniformes; Lamnidae
Product: histone H1-like
Exons: 1
Coding region: 1-654 (217 amino acids)
Source: RefSeq, a predicted model, not a curated record
AUGGCUGAGGGUGUUGUAGCUGAUCAGGUGGACGUGCCACCUCCGCCGCCCUUGAUGAUGAUGAUGACGGCGGCCACGCCGCCGAGCGUUGCCGCUGGCAGCGCCUACACCCUCCUCGCACCCUCCUUUCCCGCGCCUGUCGACCCAGCUUCCCCGGCGCCGCCGCCCCUCCCCACUGCCGCCGUCGCCAAGAAGAGGAACGCUUACCGUCCGCAGAAAGCGGCCACCGUCGGCACGGUGGCCGAGCACAUUCUGGAAGCUUUGGCCGCCACCAAGCAACGCCAGGCCCCCGCCGCCCUGGCCGCCAGGCGGAAAAACGUCUCGGCCGCCGCUUACGACGUGGAGGGGGCCGGUGUCCCGCCCAUGUACCCGACCGCCAGGGCGCCGACCAGCAAAGGGCCGUCGACGCAAGGCGAAGGCGGCCCGGCUCCUCUCCAGGGCGGCACCGCGCCAGAGGCGGGGGGAGAGCUUCAGAAGAGACCCAGAAGUAGGAAAAGGUCUCAGAGAGCGACGUCGGUGGCCAGAAAGCCGCUUAAAAACUCCAAGGGGCCGAAAGCUCUCAAACGUUCGGCGGCCAAGCCGAGAAAAGCUGCUAAGCGGCCGGCAACGUGCAGGCCUGUGGGGCGUAAGCGGGCGACGGGGAAGAGGAGGUAG